Messenger RNA from Ixodes scapularis (black-legged tick), 5105 nucleotides. RefSeq names its product tyrosine-protein kinase SRK3. Gene Ontology annotation, molecular function: protein tyrosine kinase activity; signaling receptor binding; ATP binding. The record is from RefSeq and is a predicted model, not a curated record. Gene Ontology annotation, cellular component: extrinsic component of cytoplasmic side of plasma membrane. NCBI's taxonomy places the organism in Eukaryota, Metazoa, Arthropoda, Arachnida, Ixodida, Ixodidae. Gene Ontology annotation, biological process: protein phosphorylation; cell surface receptor protein tyrosine kinase signaling pathway; cell differentiation.
CGCUUUAAGAGUGGGUCGCGUGUGUCGAUGCCCUGUCAAGAUGUCUCCCUCUCAACUUCAAUAAAGUACUAGCAUGUAGCGCUCACCCAAGACAAGAAACUUCGCCACUCCCGGGCCACCCCCAAGUCGGCAAAACUCGCGUCGGUUUCGACCUAACUACACCGGAAUAUGAGCUGAUCGUCACCUCGGGAAGCCGCCGACUUCCCCCCUCGCGUGGGACUUCCUCGUGCCGACGCCGGGCUUGCCUGCCUCUUGCGCCAGAUUGCCGAGAACCGCAUCGAAGAAGUGGUCCCUAAAAGAACUUGCAAGCCAAGGGAGAGGAAUGGACAAGGACUGCCCAGCGGUCCCCGCCAAACGUCUUGACCACCGCGCCGCAACGACGACGGCAGACAGCGGCACCAGCUGAGGCGGCGAGGGCGGGGGGAAGCCAUGGGCAACCUGAACUGCCUGUCUCAGGGGUCGCCCGAGGGGGCCGCCAGGGGGGACGACGGGGGGGACAAGGCCGGGCACGACCACCACCACCACCACCACGGGGGUGCGGGGGGCCCCGCCCAGGCGGGGGGGGACCACAGCAACGGGGGCCUGCGGCAGCCCCUGGACACGCGCUACACCAAGGCCCCCACGGGAGGAGGGGCACAGGCCCCGCCCCCGGCCAACGGGCCCCACCACGAAGUACUCGCCGUCAGGCCGGGGCCCCCCGGUUCCGGAUCGGGCAAAAUGGUAGUGGCCCUUUACACCUACAAUGCAAGGGACGACGGAGAUCUCAGCUUCAGGAAGGGGGACAGGCUUCAGAUACUGAACGACAGCGACCCCGACUGGUGGCACGCAAAGCAGGUCAACGGCCAACAGACGGGCUACAUUCCACGCAACUAUGUGGCCUUUGAGAAGACCGUGGAGAGCGAGGACUGGUUCUUCGGCAAGGUGUCGAGAAAGGACGCGGAGAAGAUGCUCCUCCUGGCCUCGAAUCCCCGGGGCACCUUCCUCAUACGGAACAGCGAGCAGACGACAGGUGCCUUCUCGCUCUCCAUCCGCGACUUUGAGCCGACCAAGGGGGAGCACGUGAAGCACUACAAGGUGAAGGCCAUGGACAACGGCGGCUUCUUCGUCACCACCAAGAAGACCUUUGCCACCCUCCAAGAACUCGUGUCCUAUUACAUGGAAGGUGCAAAUGGCUUGUGCCACAAGCUGACCAUUGCCUGCCCCAAGCCCAAGCCGGUCGUCUGGGACCUGUCGCCAGAGACACGGGACGAGUGGGAGAUACCCCGCAGCUCUGUGCAGCUCAUACGCAAGCUGGGCAGUGGGAACUUUGGCGAGGUCUGGUACGGAUUGUGGAAGGGCAGCACGGAGGUGGCCAUCAAGACGCUGAAGCCCGGCACGAUGGACCCUGGGGCCUUCCUCCAGGAGGCGGCCAUUAUGAAGAAAUUCCGGCACGAGAAGUUGGUGUCCCUGUAUGCCGUCUGCUCCAAGGAGGAGCCCAUCUACAUUGUGACGGAGUACAUGGCCCACGGCUCGCUGCUGGAGCACCUGCGCAACAAGGACGGCCGGGCCCUCAAGCUGCCCGCCCUCAUCGACAUGGCCGCCCAGAUUGCCAGCGGCAUGGCCUACCUGGAGAGCAAGCAGCUCAUACACCGGGACCUGGCUGCCCGCAACAUCCUGGUCGGCGAGAACAAUGUCGUCAAGGUGGCAGACUUUGGACUCGCAAGGAUCAUCGAAGACUCCGAGUACACCGCAAGGCAAGGUGCCAAGUUCCCCAUCAAGUGGACGGCCCCCGAGGCAGCCCUGUACGGCAAGUUCUCCAUCAAGUCCGACGUGUGGUCCUACGGCAUCUUGCUUUACGAACUCAUCACCCACGGGCAGAUCCCCUACCCAGCGAUGCCGAACCGGCAGGUGAUAGAGUAUGUGGACCGGGGCUAUCGGAUGCCCAAGCCGACCAACUGCGAGUGCCCGGACUCGGUGUACGGGAUCAUGCUCAACUGCUGGGACGCCGACCCGGAGAAGAGGCCCACGUUCGAGUUCCUCUUCGGGUUCUUCGACGACUAUUUCGUAUCCACCGAACCCAGCUACCGGGACGCCGAAGACUUCUGAAGAGGACAAAAGGAACAGUCUUCCAAUUUUCCACUCGGUUAACGACCGGCAUGUUAGUGGCUGCGGCGGCGGAACUCUGGUGGAGCCGGUCGGCUCGUUUCUGCGGCGCCAAAGGUGGUUUGGGGCGACCUUGAGGUGAUCUUGGGAUGGCCUUGUGACCUUGGGGGUGGUUCGGGUGAUUUGGACCCUUUUUUUCUGUGCGUCACGUUUGGUCACGUAUGUCCCUCUUGGUCCUUGGACCACAUUUAAGACUGGUGCGUGGUCCGGUUUUUCUGGGAAGGAACGCUACAGCCGUCGAGGAGAACAGGCAAGGCGGACGCACAUUUUGAGCUUCCACGAAAAAAUUAAGCUCUCUGCUUUUUCAUUUCGUGCAUGGUGUUUGUUAUUUUCCUUUUUUCAGGGGAAGGGGGGUUACCAUUUUUUUUUCAGUGAUGGCUGUCAAGUUGAUUGCAUUUCAGGGAAGUAGGAGAAAAAGUAGAACUUCUAAGGGGCUUGUUGAACACAUUUGUGGUGCAUGGAAUUUUGCCUCUAGGCCGAGGAGAUGGGCACGUAGCCAGGAUUCUGAUUCGGGGGCUGUGGGGGGGGGGGGGGGGGGGCAGGGUUGGGGCCACCCAUGACAAAAUGCUGUAUGAGGGUGAGGAGGAGAGGAGGCCCCAGUAAAUUGGAAGAUUUCGGGGGAGGGGGCCCGGGCCCCAUGGCUACGUGCCUGAGAGGCAACAUGGUGCUGCGACAUUGUUUCAUUACGCUGGACCAUGGUGGUUAUGAUUUUGCAAUUGGGCGGUUUUAACGUUUUGGCAGUACGGCCUUCUAGAAAUGGUGUGGGAAAAAAAAUGGUCACAAAGUAUAACGUAGCCCAGGAAGCAACUGAGUGUAUUUACCCAGCUGCGUUUUUGGGUUUCGAUUUUCCCGAGGGCUCGUUUACCAUGGUAUAUGCUGAAAAGUGGCAUUUCAAAGAGCAGUAUUUUGGGGCUUCAUUGUUGUUCGGAAACUUUUACAGUUUUUUGAGAAUUUUCUACAUUCCCCCCACCUUUUGUCUGUGUUUGUUCUUAGAUACACGGAAGGUUGUGCCACUUACGAUAUCAUAUCCCAAAGUUAUACAUCUACCAUCGUGCGAAAAAAUGUAAAUCAUUCAUAUCGAGGAGUUAUGCAGCCCGGAACUACUGCAGUAGCUGUGCUUCGUGGCUACCUUGCGUACCCUUCAAACUAACAUAUCAGUAGGACCAUGAAAGUACUAACAUACGAAUCCUGCAAUAGAAAUUGAGUCACACAUGCUCAGAUAUGUAACCGAGUAUUAUUUAUACUAGAAGCCAAGUGUAUACCCGAAUAGAAAACACAACUUACUGAUGAGGCUCAACGAAAUACUGCCCCGUGCCGAUUACUGUUGCUAACUGACUGCUCAAUAGCCAGUUGGCCACGUUGAAGGUUUAAGCAAUAUGCUGUUGCACGUCCCGUUCGGAAAGUCGCUCUGUUACGGCAAUCUCCAAAGAAAGGUGACAGCGGUGUUUUGGUCUGCGACUGCCACAAGGCAUGCUCUACCGGUUUUGUCAUCGUGCGUAAAUAGUCUCGUUUGUGAAAGUUGCGAGCGGAAAUUUGGAGCGUACAGCUGUGGUACAGGGAAUGGCGACUUAGAGGUGCUGCACGCAGAUGGCACCACCUGCGUUAAGUGUAGCGGAAGACUCCAUCUGGGAUCGGCAACUCCAACUAGCUGCAUUCUACAUUUCCUAGAUGCAUUCAGGUCAUAGAUGAUGCGCCGAAAUCAAGAUCUUCAAAACGCGACUCGCGAUAGUAUCUGUACACGACUUUUCACCACCCGCAUGGGUCGUGAGGAUGUCUCUACAUCAUUCUAAUUAUAAUAUAACAUUUUAAACUGACACAUGUGGGAGUUUAAACGAGCCGUUUCGGGUUUGUUGGUGCGAAUCGGGGUCUUGACCGCUGCCGCGUUGCACCGUCUCGUUCGGUGUCGCCAGGUGAUACCAUGACCUGUUUGCACCGGAGGUGCUGUGAUGACGGUUCAUUAUCCAUCCGUCUAUUUUCAUACGUGUUUUUUGUACGUGGCAACCGGCACUGCCGCCGUAGGUUACCUAGUAGUUUCGACUUUCUAGUGGCUCAAAGUCUCGCUGUUUGUGAAUCUGUAUCAAGAAAAGAAAAGAAUGUUUAAUUCUUAUUGUACUUGGUAAACGUGUGUGUAACGCAGCCCUUUUCCACUCUUGGUGUGCCUACAUUAAUUAGCCUUGCUAUUUCAGUUUUGCCCCCUCUGGGGGCUCAUAUUUAUAGCUACGCAAGUUUACAUCUGGACUCUACAACUCAUAUCAUCGCUGGUGUCAGGCAACAUUUCCGUUUUGGUCUCGCCACACGGGGGGGUACCUUGUGAACCGCCGUCGCGAACUGUGAUUAGAUAACCAAUACUCUUCAUAUUCUACAUUGAACUUUAUUGGAUCGGUUAAACUAGGUAUUUAAAUGCAUUUCCAAGGUUCAUAACAUGAUUAUGAUGAAAUUAUUUUGCUUAGUGGCUAGAAUCGUAACAUUAAUGUGGCAUGCGUUGCUUUAAGUGCAUUUAGUUGCAAGUUUGCUUGCAUUGAAUUGUUCAAAAUGCAGCCUUUUAAAGAGACAGCCUUUUAGAUAUGUACGCAGAGAAGUAAUCAGUGUGAUUGUAUUGCCCGCUUAGUGUAUACCCGUGCUAUAUUUAUUUUCCUGCGUUGCAACGAAUCCGUGUAUAUAAUUUUUGGCCGUGUGUAAGAUAAGAUAAAUGUUCUCGGUAACCUUAGUUUGCUCUCCAUGAUCCUUUUUUUUUUUUUUUUGCUUACCAUUAAAAAGAUAGCAAUAGCAGUGAUCCCAAAUACUUAUCCUUUGACCAAGCGUGUUCGUUCUGACUUCCUCGAUGCACAAGGUUGGGGGGACGAAUGUUGCAAGGCUGUACUUUCUCUUUACGGUGGUACAGAAGUUUCCUUCUGCUGCUGUAAUCACAUUCCAGUUUUUACAAGUAGCGGAAGCUGGUGUACAAUAAAGAAAAAUUUUCUAAU